Messenger RNA from Phacochoerus africanus (Common warthog), 878 nucleotides. Its product is annotated as mucin-7-like. The transcript has 5 exons. Lineage: Eukaryota; Metazoa; Chordata; Mammalia; Artiodactyla; Suidae. Bases 117 to 659 code for a protein of 180 amino acids. The record is from RefSeq and is a predicted model, not a curated record.
UCUCUGGGCUUCCAGAACUCAGAAGCCAAGGCAAGGCUAACAUUCCUGGAUGACCAGAGAGACGAUCCUUUAUUACGCAUCUCUUGCUGCCUACUUCUAGAAGAUUGUAAGACAAGAUGAAGGCUCUGAUUCUGAUUGCCGUCAUCUUGACUUUUACUGCUUGCUUCUCGUCAGCUGGUGCACGAAAGCGAAAAUCCCACAAAUCUAGUGAAAGUUCUGAAGAGCAUUUUAAACCUAGACGUCCUUAUGAGUUAAGAGAGCAUUUUGCAAAGUCUGGACAAGGUUCUGCAGAUCCACAUGGUCACCAUGAUCUUCAUGGACUCCACAGAGGACGCCACCCCCACCGUCCACAUAGUCGUCCAGCACCCAGACCUAUAUCACCACCUGAGAACGUUGUAAACCCCAGUUCUCAAGCACCACUAGUCACUUCUAGUGCUCCUCCAUCUGUCAACAUCGUAGCUUCCCCUGCCUCUGCCAGCAAAACGACAGGCACUGCAUCUAGCCCCACGGCUCCCAGUUCCCUCCAACUGGAGGCCACCACCAAUGCCCCAGCGGCUGACACUACCCCUCCCCCAGUGGCUGACACUACCCCUCCCCCAGUGGCUGACACUACCCCUCCCCCAGCGGCUGAUGUUCCACCUGCCAACCAGCAACAAUAGUUUACAAUUGUCUAAGAUUACAAGUGUAUCAAAUCACAAGAAGACAAAGGCAAACCAAGAUCCUGAGAAACAGAAUAUUGAUAUAUUUGUGAUCAUCUUCACUCAUCAUUUUAGUUUUAACAAAAAUAUGAAAAUAUAGGGAUGUAGGUUCUUACUGCUUCUCCUUUAGCUUUUCUGUACUGAAAAACUUUCAAAAAAUAACUUGAUUUAUACAUUUCA